Suillus subaureus is the source of this 820-nucleotide messenger RNA. RefSeq lists its product as uncharacterized. The transcript is spliced from 4 exons. The coding region runs from base 112 to 732 and encodes 206 amino acids. Lineage: Eukaryota; Fungi; Basidiomycota; Agaricomycetes; Boletales; Suillaceae. The record is from RefSeq and is a predicted model, not a curated record.
AAGCUUACAUGAUUCAAAAGUAGUCGUCAUUUCAGCUUAUACUGGCGUGCCUUUGAGUUUGCCAAUAUUUGUAGUCAUCCAACAAGCGGUUGACCCCUUCAGCGUCAGACGAUGCACCCUGCCACAGCAGGCAUCAUCGACGAUUCUCCCAAGUCCACUGCAAUGAACGUGUGCGCUUUGCGAUAUUACCAAAGAAAAAGAUCCUUCGAUUUGCCUUGGAGCACUCCUCAGAUCCAGUGCAACCAUCACGACAGCAUCGUGCUGCCUCGAACUCCUGCCAGUAUCAACGGGCUGAGCAUUGUGUUUGUUGAUCUUGGAAAAUUCAAACCUGAUCAGUUGGGGUUACUCGUAUGGUCGAAGUAUCACCAUCGGUUGUAUUUUAACAUACACAUCGAACGAGAAAACUUGAAUAUUGAGCUCAAGUUAUCCUGCCAAGUCCCGACGAUGCAAUGCCUGGCUUGCCAGAACGCGUACUCGAGAACCACAAGCUUGGUGUCAAAAGGGUGUUUGAAGGGGAGUCAGCUGUACUGCAAGAGCAUCUUGCAGAGCUUGUGGUGGACGGAACAAUCGAUGACUCCAGAUGGCCUCAUUCCAGGCACAUACCCCACCCCUUUCCCGUUUGGAAUCGGAGAGUUGAAGGUAACAAAACUUCAAAUAUAUGUCACCUGUCUGGACAGUCUGCGAAUGUUGACUACGGCCCCAUUGGAGUCGGGGGUUGGUGGCUCGCAGUAGCUACGAUGUUGUGACGGAUGCUUAGUGCAAACUGCACGUGGUUUCGUCAGUCGAAUGGCAAUAACUGAGGAUACUAAUGCUUAUAUUC